GACCGAACCGGGUGACCCCCCACCCACCUGACUAGCCAUCACCCGCACCAUUACAGCUCAUCUAACCCUCCCACAUGUCACCAUCACGUUACAUGUCUCUUAUCAUAUCAACCAAAUCAUGUAUUUAUAUCUCAAAACCACAUAUUUUUUAUUAUUAUUAUUUUUUUGGCAGCAAAUGAAAAUAAAAAAAAAAAAUCAGCAAAAUGAGUUCCGUAUAAAUGGAGUCCACAUUCGACUGAUUCAUAAACUCACAACCAUCAUUCAAGGUUUGAAUAUUCGUUGAAGAAGGAACAGAAUGUUAGGUAUGAAGCAGACGGAUAAGAAAAAAAGUCCGACAAUUAAUCAAACGAAACGUCCUGCAAAGGUUGAAAGCAGGGAGACUAAGCUGCAACAAGAAAAGUCGAAUAAAAGUUUGAGAUCAAAGGAACCAAAUAAGAAAGCUCCAUCUGCUAGAUCAAACAAUAAUAUUGUGGUAACUGACAGAAAAAAGAAUAUAAAGCCGUAUGAAAAUCAUGAAAAAUUAGGUGUAAACUAUACCGACAAAGUGAGCAGAUUUAGACAUGACAAACCCGUUACGGAUUUCGAUAAGGAAUCAAAUAACGGGAGGGAAGAAUCAGACUCCGAAACCAUCACUGAUUCGAUUUCCUCCAGUGGCGAUUCACCGGCUACCGAGCGUGAUUUUCCUUCACAGGUUAACACACCUACAAGUAUUUCCAACGAGUCGAAAGGGUUUAAGGUUCAUGCAAAACCGCCAUCGACUCCUUCAUCUAUUUCAUCGGAAGGAUUUGACGGUCCGGAUCUUGAAGAACCGAAGGAAGUGGGUAUCGUGGAUGAGGUAGACAGUGACGGAAGUAAUGAAGAAAUGCUUGAUGCUAUGGAAAACAUGGAACAAGAAGCAAAAGACGAUUUAGAUCCACGGAUUGCGAAAAUGGAAAUGAGAAUCGAGCAACUCGAAGACGAGCUACGAGAAGUUGCGGCUCUUGAAAUAUCUCUCUACUCUGUAGUACAAGAACAUGGUAACUCGGCACAUAAAGUGCACAAACCUGCUCAAUAUCUGUCUAGACUUUAUAUUCGUACGGGCAAGCAUUUUUCUCAACAAAAGCGCGCUACCAUUGGCCGAAACAUUGUAUCGGGGCUUGUUAUGAUUUCCAUGUCUUGUGGGAAUGAUGUUUCAAGGUUGACUUUCUGGUGGUCAAACAUUGUUGUAUUGAGGGAAAUACUUACCCAAGCAUUUGCAAGCAAACAAUCCAAUAAUCCCGAUGUCAAUGAGUUCGUUGAUGACGGGCCAGAAUCAAGAACCUUCAUAUCCGAACUUGAGAAAGUUGAGUCGGAGAUCUUUUCACGGAUUGUGGAGUCUAUAUGGGUGCAGACCUUGAUGCCUAAAAUGCUUACAGAUGUAACUUUGGGUGACCAGCAACAAGUCAACUUUUCGAUUAAUCUGUGGCAAAACGCUUUCUACGAUGCUUUCAAGAGACUUUGUCCGGUUCGUGCGAAGGGGCACGAAUGCGGUUGCCUUCAUGCGUUGGCAAGAAUGGUAAUGGAACAAUGUGUCGCUAGACUUGAUGUAGCCAUGUUUAAUGCCGUUCUCCAUGAAUCUUCCGAUGAAAGUCCAGCUGAUUCUGUAUCGAAUCCUGUAACCGAAACUAGAGUUUUGCCCAUUCCAGUUGGCGAUCUAAGUUUUGGCUCAGGCGCGCAACUCAAAAAGGCGGUUGGCAACUGGUCUAGAUGGCUCACUGACCGGUUCUCGGUAGACACCGAUGCUGCUAAUGAAGUAAAAUGGUUCGGUCUUCUUGACUCGUUAAGUAAUCUUCUAAUGGUACCCAAGGACUUGAUUGUGGACCGAAAUAUCAGAACUGAGCUAUGCCCGUCAAUAAGUCUUCCAUUACUUAAGCAAAUACUCUGCGGUUUUACACCAGAUGAAUUCUGUCCAGACCCAGUUCCCCAAACUGUAAUUGAGGCGGUUAAUGCGGAGUGCAUCACUGAGGGUAUGUCAUCAGACGACAAUGCCAACGGGUUUGCUCACCGAGCUGCAACAAUCACUUAUAAACCUCCUUUGUCGAUCGAUUUUGCCAAAAGAGUAUAUGAAGAAGUUGAAGAUAGGGAUUCGUCUCCCAUGUUUAUAAUCGGAAAUUUAAAUGGAAGUAUUGCAAGUUAUGUUGGCGCAAAUGCAAGGUACAAACUUCUUCAUGAGGUUUGGUCAUCAUGAGUUGCUUCCUACACAAGGUAACAUGCAUCCUCAUGAAUCAAGGCUACUUUGGGAUGCCUUGAUCAACAAGUAUACUAAUAAUCGGUAUUUUGAAAUCUAGGAAAAUGAGGGUAAUAGGAAAAAAGAUUAUUUUUUGUUUCUUUGUUUCUUUUCUUUAUACUUGUGAAUAGGUUUUUGGAUUAUAGAACAUGUUUUUUUUUUGUUUAAGAAAAAAAUAUAUGCAUCAUAUAUGAAAUAAAAUAACCAUAUUAACCACUUCUUUAUAGAGGUUAUCUACAUUCUGUUCCUGUCUUCCGGCAACGUGGGUCCCGUAGAUGCAGAUGUGUAUUACCUCUUAAAACGCGGGUCCUACUUAGGCACAAAUUUUCUGUAGGGGUCAUGGUUUGCAGUGAUGGUGGACGCAAGUUUACGUUAUAAUGUGAGAUCCACAGGUGAAAUUUGGGGUUAUGUAGUUCCUGCAUUGAUGCUUAUUUAUGUUGUGGAUCUAGCCAUGAGUGAUGAGCUCACUAGCUGGCUCGAGUGGGUCUAGCCAUUGGUGGGUCAUGUUACUUUUUUAUGUCACCAUGAUUCUUGCCACUUAUGCCAAGAGGUUGUGACUUGUGAGGCUAUUCCUUUGGUUUAUGAAUUUGUAUCCAGCUAGCGGGAUUAUCCGCGCAGCGAUCUUUUGAUCAGUCGGUUCAGUUCAAUAUGGUACUGGCACUCAUUCUAGCAACCGAAAGAGAUAUGCUCAAAAUGAUAACGAAACGUGUUUUACAUUGAUUAAAAUCCACAAAAACGACUACCGGAAUUGAUGUUUGACGGGUAUCGAUUCGGGUUGUCACGAAACUGUUAUCAUACUCGCCCUUGCUAUAACGUAAGGUAUCUGUAAAAAUACUUUAUUGUCAAUA
Messenger RNA from Helianthus annuus (common sunflower), 3093 nucleotides. RefSeq lists its product as uncharacterized. The record is from RefSeq and is a predicted model, not a curated record. Bases 296 to 2206 code for a protein of 636 amino acids. The transcript is spliced from 7 exons. Gene Ontology annotation, cellular component: nuclear pore. Lineage: Eukaryota; Viridiplantae; Streptophyta; Magnoliopsida; Asterales; Asteraceae.